Balaenoptera acutorostrata (minke whale) is the source of this 1323-nucleotide messenger RNA. It is a transcript of the gene AP3S1, whose product is annotated as adaptor related protein complex 3 subunit sigma 1. Gene Ontology annotation, cellular component: AP-3 adaptor complex; membrane coat; intracellular membrane-bounded organelle. Lineage: Eukaryota; Metazoa; Chordata; Mammalia; Artiodactyla; Balaenopteridae. Gene Ontology annotation, biological process: intracellular protein transport; Golgi to vacuole transport. The transcript is spliced from 7 exons. The coding region runs from base 198 to 827 and encodes 209 amino acids. The record is from RefSeq and is a predicted model, not a curated record.
CUUCCCUCCGCGCCGACCCCGCCCAGGCCCCGCCCUAUCCAAGCCCUGCCCCGCAGCUCCGGGGCGCGCGCGGGGGCGCGCGCGCGUGUGCGGGAGGGGGCGGGUGGGGAAGGAUCGCCAGCGAGAUCCCAAGGCGAGGCUCGCGCGCCCGCCCCCGCCCUGGCCCCCAGCUCCCACCCGGUCGGCCCGGCUCAGCCAUGAUCAAGGCGAUCCUAAUCUUUAACAACCACGGGAAGCCGCGGCUCUCCAAGUUCUACCAACCCUACAGUGAAGAUACACAACAGCAAAUCAUCAGGGAGACAUUCCAUUUGGUAUCUAAGAGAGAUGAAAAUGUUUGUAAUUUCCUAGAAGGAGGAUUAUUAAUUGGAGGAUCUGACAACAAACUGAUUUAUAGACAUUAUGCAACAUUAUAUUUUGUCUUCUGUGUGGAUUCUUCAGAAAGUGAACUUGGCAUUUUAGAUCUAAUUCAAGUAUUUGUGGAAACAUUAGACAAGUGUUUUGAAAACGUCUGUGAACUGGAUUUAAUUUUCCAUGUAGACAAGGUUCACAAUAUUCUUGCAGAAAUGGUGAUGGGGGGAAUGGUAUUGGAGACCAACAUGAAUGAGAUUGUUACACAAAUUGAUGCACAAAAUAAACUGGAGAAAUCUGAGCAAAUAGUUUACACUGGCCUAUUUUGUAUCACUCAAGAUUUUUCUCAGGCUGGCUUAGCGGGAGCUCCAGCCCGUGCUGUAUCAGCUGUAAAGAAUAUGAAUCUUCCUGAGAUCCCAAGAAAUAUUAACAUUGGUGACAUCAGUAUAAAAGUGCCAAACCUGCCCUCUUUUAAAUAAAAAAUUUAAAAGGCCACUCCCAGGUAAAAUCCGGGGGAAAAGUCAUCUAAGUUUACCAUGCAGUUGUUUACCAAAAAUAGAGGAGGAGAGUCUUAACUUUUGCUCUUGGAUUUAAGUCAAGGUACUGUAUAGAAGUUAUGUAAAAUCAGUGUGGAAGUUCAUUGUUGCUUUUGUUGCUCAGUGAUUUUUGAAGAAAUUGAGUAGUUACAGUGUGAUUUUUUUCUUUAUUUUAUAAACUGCAUUCCUAUGGCCACCUAAGGCAUGCCUCUAUGUAUUGGCUACUACAGUAUUUUGAAAAGUGUUUGGGACAUUUCUUUAAAUUAUGUAUAACCUAAAAUGUUGGUGUUUUAUAUGGAUCACAAAUACAACAUUCCUUAAUUCUUUCUGUUAUUUGUCAGAAUUGUUAUUUAAAGAACGAAGUAUGUAUUGCAUGAAAACAUUAUGACCUUUUUCUCUUAGUUUAAAUAAACUCCAAGGUAACUGGACUUCUAAAGCA